Messenger RNA from Bombina bombina (fire-bellied toad), 2018 nucleotides. RefSeq names its product solute carrier family 25 member 53 (gene SLC25A53). The coding region runs from base 298 to 1155 and encodes 285 amino acids. The record is from RefSeq and is a predicted model, not a curated record. NCBI's taxonomy places the organism in Eukaryota, Metazoa, Chordata, Amphibia, Anura, Bombinatoridae. The transcript has 2 exons.
CAGAGAACAAAAAGCACAGACCUUGCUCAUCCUCCCCCUCCUCCUACUAAGGAGAAAAAAAUGCUUCAACACUCCACCAAUCAGAGCAAGGAGGAAGGGAGGCUCCUUAGAAUGUCUAAUAGAGCUGAAUCUGAAGACCAAGCGUGAGGAUGCUGUAACGUCUGAUAGCGCACAUAGUAACCCGGUGAACUGCUCAUCCAUCCUGGAAUUCAUCAGCCAUCUAACCUGCAUAUCUGGAAAAUACAUGGAGUAGUAGAGCCUUGUAAAAUUCAAGAGAAACCUUGAACAAGCGAAGAUAUGGAAAGUAGAGAUCCAUCAUGUUGGAAAUUUUUGGCUGGUGGAAACUAUUCAAUUGGGGGAAUUUCUUCUUCAAUAUCAACAAUUCUUACAUUUCCUAUUUACAAGACAGUUUUCCGGCAACAACUCCACACAUUAACUAUCAGAUCAGCGGUCCAGCAACUGCGCACAGAAGGACUUGUCCACCUUUAUCGUGGUCUGAAACCACCACUCAUAGCCAAAACUGUGCAGGGCACACUACUUUUUGGCACCCAACCAACCAUCCUAAGUUUUCUUUCUGAAGAGGCCAAACCAAAAACCAAGUACCGUUUCCUCUCAGGACUCAUUUCUGGGGGCCUGGAAGCUGUUGUUUUUGCUCCUUUUGAAAGGCUGCAGAACAUAUUACAGGAUGGGCGCAACAACAGUCGCUUCCCCAGUGUUAGUUCUAUCAUGCAUGAUUUUCAUUCAUAUGAUACAAGGAACAAGUUAUUUUGUGGGUUCUACAGAGGCUUCACACCAAUUCUUGCCCGCAAUGCCCUGGGCAGUGCCCUCUACUUUUCUUGCAAGGAACCAGUAAGAGAUGUGCUGAGCUUGCAUGGGAUGCCAGCUUGGGUGUCCUCAUUUGUCUCAGGGACAGUGAACGGGGCUCUUAUUUCACUGGCUCUCUACCCUCUUAGUGUACUUGUGUCUAAUAUGCAGGCUCAGGCAGGGAAAGGACUUCCUUCAGCAGUGAAGAUGAUGGGUUCAGUGUGGAUGCAAUGUGGGGGGAAGGUCUCCCAACUGUAUCGCGGAGCUUCCCUCAUUGCCUUGCGCUCCUGUAUCACCUGGGGGGUAACAACUGCCAUUCAUGAUACACUAAGAAACAAAAUGAGCUCUUGACACUGACAUGUUUGUGGGCUAAAGGACCAUACAGAAGCAAAACAGCCUUAUCAAUUAAUAAGUUAACAUAUGUGUAACAUGUAGGAGCAAAGUGAGGUUAUGACUAGUAUAUGUAAUAAAAAAAAGUUCUGUUACACAUAGGCACAGUUCAAGGUGGGGUGCUACCUGCAAGGUGCAGUUACACCUCCAUUUAUCAAAGGUUGCACCAACAAUUUUUUAGGUCUAGACUGUGACUUACUGGCAGUUACAUUUUAAUGAGUUAAAAAGUCAAUGCCUUUUUGGAGUAAAACAGCAGUGAGAAUUUUAAUGGACACGCAGGUCGUCUAUGUGGGAAGAUGAUAGUAAUUUACUUAUUUGCCAUUGGGUGGCGCUGUACUACAAAUGACAAAGGAACAACAUUCCUCAUGAAGCCCACACUUGUUUCUUUGAUACUCCUAUGCAGAAGCCUGGGACUGAAUCUUUCAAAAAAUUGUUGGCUUAGGAGGAGGCCAACUAUGGGUCGAUCCAUAACAAAAGGGAAGCCCAAUUCAUGAACUAAUCAGUUUACUCUCUGAAUGUCACAGUGAAUUAUUCCACCAAAGGGGAUAGCCCAACCUGUAGCUCCUUUACCCAGUGACGUAUAAAAAUAUUGCAGGAAUUACAGCAAGUUUACAUAUUUUAAAUCUUUGAUUCUUUUUAUGUUGACGUUUCAACAGAAUAACCAAAAGAAUCAACGUGUCUCAACUUGCUCUAUGGACAAUCAUUCUCCUGCAGCAAUUCCAUAAUAUCAGAAUGAAGCAUGUUUUUCCCCCAAAAUUAAUAAUUUGUUCUGAGAUCUUUGUAAGUGCAUAAUUGCAUUUUUUUAAAUAAAUAUGUAUUUAUUA